AUGGUGCAGUCACUAAAGAUUACCGUCGAGUAUGUCGACGGCGUGUUGGACCAGGUUGCGGCCAAGAGCCGCUUCUCGAGCGACGGGCUGCGCGCGGGCCUGUCGGCGCGGGAGGAGGGGACGAGGGCGGACAUCCUGGAGGCGCUGUAUCGCCGCCUGACGAGCGUGCAGGCGAAGUGGGUGACGAGGGUGGUGCUCAAGCGUUUGGCGCCCGUGGAGAUGCCGGAGAGCCAUACGCUGUCGGCGUACCACUUCCUCAUGCCGCACCUGUUCAAGUUCCAGCAGGACCUUUCCAAAGCCUGCGCGCUCAUCUGCGCGCCCGAGUACCGCGUCUACGCACGCUUCCCGCCGCCCAGCGAGCGCGCGCAGAUCCUACGGUCGCUGGCCGCACAGAUCCUCAAGCCCGAGACCGGCGUCAAGGUCGGGCGGCCCGAAUUCGUAAAAGCACGGAGCUGCAAACACGCCGCCGCCCUCGCCGCCGGCCGCACCUUCUCCCUCGAGCGCAAGUACGACGGCGAGUACAUCCAGAUCCACAUCGACACCACGCGCCCCUCGCGCACCGACUGGCUCACGCUCUUCUCCAAGAGCGGCCGCAACUCCACCAACGACCGCAUCCAACACUCCUCACAUCCCUCCUCCCCGCCUCCCACCACCCCCCCAUUCACAACAGCAAUCCUCGAAGGCGAGCUCCUCGCCUACAGCACGUCCACAGCCAGCAUCCUCCCCUUCCACCACCUCCGCGCACACAUCCACCGCGCCGGCACCUACAUCGGCGCCCCGCCGCGCGACCGCUCCUCGCACCUCAUGGUGGUGCUCUUCGACGUCUUGCUCGUCGACGGCGCCUCGCUGCUGCACCAGCCGUACCGCGUGUGGCUACAGCACCUCCGCCGCACGGAGGUCGAUUUUGGGGUUGGGGAUGGCGCGGUGGAGGCGCUGCGGGGGGUGGUUUGUGAGGGGUGUGGUGGCGGGUGGGAGGGCGUGGUUAUGAAGCCGUUGGAGGGGGCGUAUGUGGCUUUGGACGGCGGCGGUGGGGGAGGGGGCGAUGGGAAUGGGAGGAGUUAUGGCCAUGUGGGCGGGAGGGAGGCGUGGGUGAAGGUUAAGAAGGAUUAUAUGGCGGGGUGUGGGGACACGGGGGAUUUUGCGGUGGUGGGGGCGCGGGCGGAGGGGGCGAGGGGGUGGCGGUUGGGGGUGAUGGGCGCAAAGGCGCUGACGGUGUUCCAUGUGGGCUGCUUGACGAACAAGGGGGAGGUGAAGCGCGGGCGCGCGAAGCCGCGGUCCAGGCUGGUGUUUGAGGUGUGCUACAGCGUGCCGAGGCAUGAUCUGGAGGAGAUUAACCGCUUGGCGCCGUUUAGGACCGUGGCGUAUGAUCCCGCCACCGCCCCCUUCACCCUCGACCCCCUCGCAGGCGUCACAGCCCCCACCCACCUCUUCCCCACCCCACUCGUCUUCGAGCUCACCGGCGGCGGCUUCGAGAAGCACGCAAACACGCCCUACUACGUGCUGCGCCACCCGCGCGUGUGCAAGGUCUACUUCGAGCGCGACUACCUGAACGCCAUGACGCUGGAGGAGCUGCAGGACGCGGCGAGGGCUGCGGAGGCCCUGUCGUGCGGGGAGAGGGAGGAGGAGGCGGUGGAGAGGGCGUGGGUGGAGAGGUUGAUGGCUGCGGAGAGGGGCGGGCUGAAGAGGGCGUGGUCGGAGGGGGGGGAGGAGGAGGAGGAGGGAGGUAAGGUGAAAAGGGCGAAGCGUGAGAGUGGGAGAUUGCGGAGCAGAAGACCGCAGAAAUUGCUCCGGAGAUUGAGUUCUGGAAUUUCAGAGACUGCUGAGGGUGCGAAUGUGGCAGCAGCAGAAAAACAGCACACAACACCCACACGCACACCUAAACCGGCAGGACAACCAAGUUCAGAUUCAGUAGCAGCAGCUAUUUCACCAGUAAAAGAAGCUGCGCCGCCGCCGCCUGUGCUUCGGGAGAUUUCCCCAACGGUGAAUCCACAGGGACGAAGACGCUCUUCGGGCGGAAACACACCGCCAAAACGGGGUCUAGUGGGGAGCGCUGCUAAGGAAUUUGGCUUGUCUAAAAAUACAGCUGGAAAUGCGUCUAUGGCUACGGUGCUGGAGAAUGAUGAGAACCAACAACCAAAGACACCAGUGCUGAAAAGUACGCCAAGCCAACUAAUCGAGCAGCAGCUCAUCCAUGAACAGCGUGUCCAGCACCAACGUGCCCAUAGCAAGCCACCGCCCAUCCCCAACUGCGCCACCACCCCACCAGAAGCCAGCGAGGCCUUAGAGCUUAAAAACGGGCAUUCACGCAUCUCCCCUCUGCUCAACGCCACGGUCCUACUUCCCCACUACCUUUUCAAGUUCCCUGAGCUCACGGCCAAAAUCACCGCCCACAAGCCCGCAGCGGUCCAUGCUCUUCCUGCUGCCGCCGGGGAUAUACCCCCAUUGAUGCCGGCGAGCAAGAGGUGCGUGGUCUUGGUUGAGCCGAAUAAAACAAGCUUGACGAAGAAGACGCUGAAGGGCUUGGCGGCGGCGGCGGGGGCUGUGGAGGGCGGCCUGAGGGGGGCGUGGGAGGUGGAUUGGAGCUUGUAUCAUGUUUGGAGCGUGGUUUGA
This is a messenger RNA of Morchella sextelata, 2610 nucleotides long. RefSeq lists its product as uncharacterized. NCBI's taxonomy places the organism in Eukaryota, Fungi, Ascomycota, Pezizomycetes, Pezizales, Morchellaceae. Gene Ontology annotation, molecular function: DNA binding; DNA ligase (ATP) activity; ATP binding. Bases 1 to 2610 code for a protein of 869 amino acids. Gene Ontology annotation, biological process: nucleotide-excision repair, DNA gap filling; DNA recombination; double-strand break repair via nonhomologous end joining. Gene Ontology annotation, cellular component: DNA ligase IV complex. The record is from RefSeq and is a predicted model, not a curated record. The transcript is spliced from 11 exons.